Molecule: messenger RNA, 3090 nt
Organism: Fukomys damarensis (Damara mole-rat)
Lineage: Eukaryota; Metazoa; Chordata; Mammalia; Rodentia; Bathyergidae
Gene: Tfe3
Product: transcription factor binding to IGHM enhancer 3
Exons: 10
Coding region: 274-1998 (574 amino acids)
Biological process (GO): positive regulation of DNA-templated transcription; regulation of transcription by RNA polymerase II; regulation of osteoclast differentiation
Cellular component (GO): nucleus
Molecular function (GO): RNA polymerase II cis-regulatory region sequence-specific DNA binding; DNA-binding transcription factor activity, RNA polymerase II-specific; protein dimerization activity
Source: RefSeq, a predicted model, not a curated record
CCCCAACCCAGGGAGGAGGGAGAAGAGGACGAGGGAGAGGAGGGCGGUCGUCCGGGGUUAGGUGUGGGGGGGGUGUCGGUCCGUUCAGGGCGGGGGAUGACUCACAGCCCAUCCCAUCUCCCAGACGCCGCCUGCUCGCCCGCGCGGAGCUAGCUCCAUGGCUUAGCUGAGGAGGGGGCGGUGGCGAGCGGGGGGAGGGGUACUCUUAUUUUUGUUAGGGGGACCGGGCCGAGGCCCGACCGGCCUGGCAGGGCUCGCCCGGGGUCGGGCGUCAUGUCUCAUGAAGCCGAGCCAGCUCGGGAAGGCGUAGAGGCCAGCGCGGAGGGCCCUCGAGCUGUGUUCGUGCUGUUGGAGGAGCGCAGGUCCGCCGAUUCAGCCCAGCUGCUCAGCCUGAACUCUCUGCUUCCUGAAUCUGGGAUUGUUGCUGACAUCGAAUUAGAAAACAUCCUUGAUCCUGACAGUUUCUACGAGCUCAAAAGCCAACCCCUACCCCUACGCUCCAGCCUCCCAAUAUCACUGCAGGCCACAGCAGCCCCAGCUACACUCUCUGCAUCGUCUUCUGCAGGGGGCUCCAGGACCCCUGCCAUGUCGUCAUCAUCCUCAUCGAGGGUCUUGCUGCGGCAACAGCUCAUGCGGGCCCAGGCACAAGAGCAGGAGAGGCGUGAGCGUCGGGAACAGGCCGCAGCCACUCCCUUCCCCAGUCCCGCACCUGCCUCUCCCGCCAUCUCUGUGGUUGGCGUCGCUGCUGGGGGCCACACGUUGAGCCGUCCGCCACCUGCUCAGGUGCCCAGGGAGGUACUCAAGGUGCAGACCCACCUGGAGAACCCAACACGCUACCAUCUGCAGCAAGCACGCCGGCAGCAAGUAAAACAGUACCUGUCCACCACACUUGGGCCCAAACUGGCUUCCCAGGCCCUCACUCCACCACCGGGGCCCACGAGUGCCCAGCCCCUGCCUGCUCCUGAGGCUGCCCAUGCCACUGGCCCCACAGGCAGCGCCCCUAACAGCCCCAUGGCACUGCUCACCAUUGGGUCCAGCUCAGAGAAGGAGAUUGAUGAUGUCAUUGAUGAGAUCAUUAGUCUGGAGUCCAGUUACAACGAUGAGAUGCUCAGCUAUCUGCCCGGAGGCACCACAGGGCUGCAGCUCCCCAGCACGCUGCCUGUGUCAGGGAAUCUGCUUGAUGUGUACAGUAGUCAGGGUGUGGCUACGCCAGCCAUCACUGUCAGCAACUCCUGCCCAGCUGAGCUGCCCAACAUCAAACGGGAAAUCUCUGAAACCGAGGCAAAGGCCCUUUUGAAGGAACGGCAGAAGAAAGACAAUCACAACCUGAUUGAGCGUCGAAGGCGAUUCAACAUUAACGAUAGGAUCAAGGAGCUCGGCACCCUCAUCCCCAAGUCCAAUGACCCGGAGAUGCGCUGGAACAAGGGUACCAUCCUAAAGGCCUCUGUGGAUUACAUCCGCAAGUUACAGAAGGAGCAGCAGCGAUCCAAGGAUCUGGAGAGCCGGCAGAGAUCCCUGGAGCAAGCAAACCGCAGCCUGCAGCUUCGGAUUCAGGAGCUAGAACUGCAGGCCCAGAUCCAUGGUCUGCCAGUGCCUCCCAAUCCAGGCCUACUCUCCCUGGCCACGACUUCAGCCUCCGACAGCCUCAAGCCAGAGCAGCUGGACAUUGAGGAGGAGGGCAGGCCGAGCGCAGCAACAUUUCACGUAGCGGGGGCACCUGUCCAGAACACUCCUCAGCAGCAGCCCCCAGCACCACCCUCGGAUGCCCUUCUGGACCUGCACUUUCCCAGCGACCAUCUGGGGGAUCUGGGGGACCCCUUCCACCUGGGGCUGGAGGACAUUCUAAUGGAGGAGGAGGAGGGGGUGGUGGGGGGAUUGUCAGGGGGUGCCCUGUCCCCGCUGCGGGCUGCCUCUGAUCCUCUGCUCUCUUCGGUAUCUCCGGCUGUCUCCAAGGCCAGCAGCCGCCGCAGCAGCUUCAGCAUGGAGGAGGAGUCCUGAUCAGGCUUCACCCCUCCCCUGGGACUUCCCCACCCAGGAAAGGAGGACUUGUGAGGCUAAGGCUCCACCUUUUCCCACACCCUCCCAUGAAACUGCCCUGCCCAGGAAUUCUGGGGGAAGAGAUGCGAUCAAGGCUCCUGCCUGUGGUAGGCAAGGUGGAGGAGUCAGGGGUGGCCCUGCCCCUUCCCCCAAAGGAACUACCCAGUGCAGGUAUUUCAGAGAGAGAAGGCAGAAGAAACCUGUGCGAUCAGGGGUCAUUACCCUGAGGGUCCCACCCUUGGCCAGGUAAGGAAGGGAGACACAGAGUGAGGUCCCACUUCUGUCACCUAAAGAAUAGCCUUACCUGGUCUCCUGGGAAUAGAUACUAGGAUGCUGCUCCGUCCUUUUCUUCGGGAACCACCAGUCUAGCCCAUCCAGGCACUGGAAGAAGAAUCUAGUUCAGUGAUAGCUAACCUUGUAGUGCUUUCAGUAAUAACAAACAGCCUGCUGCAGCACUUGAGCUGUAGGAUCACCACCACUGGUCUAAACAUGGGGGUCCCACCCCUGGAGGUUUAAGCCCCGCCUCUUCCCCGUGUCCCUGGGAGCUCAGUCCUGGCCUUCUGGGGAUGGAGGGCAGGCCUCACCCCUUACCUAGAAGAGCCAGCACGGGUGUUUCAAGUGUGGAGGAAUUAGUAGGAUCAGGGCACCCCACUUAGAGACCACCACCCUGCCUCUGGCCCUUAGUGACAUCCCACACGAGCAUUCUACACUUCAGGGAGGAGCAGUGCUGAAGCUCCCCGCCUUAAUCUGGGACCAGCCUGACCAGACCUGGGCAGGCUGUGCACUGACCUUGCUGUCCUAGAAGGGGCAGAUCGUGAGCUGUGUAGACUGGCUUCCCAGACCGACAUCCAGAUUGAGAGUUAGGCUCCCACCCUUGGGCACAGACCUGCCUUGUUCGUUGAGGGACUGUUUGAGACAGUGAUAGGGAUUAGUGGCGAUCCCUCCCAGUCACCCAAAGCCAGUACCCAGUUCAACUUGCAGAACGUGUGAAGGGGAUUUCCCAGCCUGGGAAAAUGAAGCCCUCUACAAGGCAGAAAUUUGGGGGAAGGGUUG